CAGCACGAUUUUUUUCCCGCGGUGUUUACAUUGAUUGUUUAUACAGUUUUUAUAAAGAAUUAUAACAUAAAAAGAACUCGUAAAAUCCCUUAACAUAUUUUUACAUUUGUUAAAUCCAUUCUCAAACCAUUAACAUGGGUAAGAAAUCAUCAACAUCAGUGAACAAAAGCAAAGAGAAGAGGCUCGCUAGGAAGCAAGAGCAGUACCGCAUAGCUGAUGGCAUGUCUCAUGUGACAUCAGCAAACAAGCUGACUGACUUGGCUUCUCUGUGCAAGGAGCUGUUGGUGUACCGGAGUAAUGACCUGGACGUUGAAAUGUACAUACAACGGGUCACGGAUCUCGAGAAGAAUGUUUUAGACUGGGCAAUAGACCUUACUGAAAGGAAUAUGAAGAAAUUGUAUGAGACCUGUGCCUGGGGCUGGAACAAGGAGAAGAAGGUUGAGGAGAUGAUGGAUGACUCGGCCUGGUACCUCAUCGCCAAGGAGAAGUCCGGCACACUUCUGGCGUUCUCACACUUCAGGUUCGACAUGGACUUUGGGAUUCCUGUCUUGUACUGCUAUGAGGUCCAAGUGGAAGCUGAAGGGCGGCGGCGCGGCCUUGGGCAGCGUGUGCUGAGCGUACUCGAGAAGCUCGCGCUCGCCACGCGCAUGCGCUGCGUGCGCCUGACCGCGCUCACGCACAAUCCCGCCGCCAGCGCUUUCUUCCGCGCAUGCGGAUACGUUUUAGACGAGACGAGUCCAGCGCUAGAAGACGCCGCGCACUACGAGAUCCUGAGUAAGCCCACAGACUCCACAGAGGGCCAGGAGACUUAACAACCCCACUGAACCACCGCCUAGUCAGCUCGCCAGCGCAUCCCAAGUGGGUCCAUAUUCCAUACUCACUAGUAUCCGAUUUAUUGUAAUUCUUAACGUGAUCUUGCAUCAUGAUUGGACGUAGUUUGGCGAGAAGGGUCCAAUCCAAAAAUACAUUUCCAAUUCUGUCAUUCAACACCAAAUCUGUGACACUUUAUUAUUUUAUGUCAGACUUAAGGCACUGGUCCCACCACGAGCUAGUAAACUAUGAGCUAUCAGCUAUAGAACGAA
This is a messenger RNA of Leguminivora glycinivorella, 1082 nucleotides long. RefSeq names its product N-alpha-acetyltransferase 40 (gene Naa40). Gene Ontology annotation, cellular component: nucleus. The record is from RefSeq and is a predicted model, not a curated record. The transcript has 5 exons. Gene Ontology annotation, molecular function: histone H2A acetyltransferase activity; protein N-terminal-serine acetyltransferase activity; histone H4 acetyltransferase activity. Bases 135 to 812 code for a protein of 225 amino acids. Lineage: Eukaryota; Metazoa; Arthropoda; Insecta; Lepidoptera; Tortricidae.